Molecule: messenger RNA, 1113 nt
Organism: Prorocentrum cordatum
Lineage: Eukaryota; Dinophyceae; Prorocentrales; Prorocentraceae
Source: the annotation of a GenBank genome assembly
AUGUCGGACGCGUCGUCCGCGGGCGGCUGGCUAUCAGAAGCGGAGCCGCCGGUGGAUGGCGCCCAGCCGUUGGCAGUUGCACCGGUCGUGGACCUCGUGGAGGCGGACACCGCCGACGAAACCGCCGAGGCAGAGCGACUCAGGUUGGUGAGGCUUCGAGCGCAAGCCGCCGCGGCCCGGCGGGCUCGCUUGGAGAAGCUCCGCAGUGGGGCUGUGCAGCCCCGAGCCUUGGCCACCCUCGACGGGUUCCGCGCUCUCUUGGGCAUAUUGGACACAGGUGCUUGGGACGCAACCUCGCAGGACCUCGUCAACCGGAGCAUUCGCCUGUUGGCCGCAGGAGGUGGCGCAAGCUUGGAAGCGGUGACAGAACAUGGCAAAGCCUUGGUGCGGAUUUUUGACGAAAUGCUAGGCCAGCGCACUAGUCGAUUGAUCUCGUGGUCGGCCGAAGCAGAUGCUGCUGGAAUGGAGAGCCAAUGCCGCGGCACGGUGUACGCGGAGAAGUUCACGCAGACAGCCCAGCUCGUUGUGCUGUGCUCGCACAUGCUCUGGGCAUCGCUCGCGCAGAACAUCAAGGCGAGGGUCGACGCGGGCGACAUCGAGGCCGUGUCUUUGUGCAUCGCCACAAUGACCGAUGAGGCUGCCACAACGCUGCGGCUGCGCGAUGUUGUAUGUGUCGGCAAUGACGGCGCCGGUGCCCAGCCAGAGGAGUCUCCGCCAUGUCCAGCCGGCAGUGCCGAUAAGCAGACAGUGAAGGUCCUUCAGUCAGCGCUUUCUCUAGCCAUAGUGACCAGAAACAGGCGCACUGGAGUCGUUACCACCGUUAAAGGGGCGGUCCCGUGCCGUCUCCAGUGCAUCGACCGCCACACUGCCGAGGUGCUCGUGCAGACCUACCGGGACUUGGUUCGCAUCCCGGGCUACGACGACGAGUUCGCCAGGCUCUUCAACGGGUUUUCUGGAACAGGCCCUUGUGCCGGCAGGGCGCCGCAUUUGUGCACCGCAAGGCCGUGUUGGACGAGCUCCUGCGCGACGACUACGCGGACCCUGACGGCCACUUGUUUCGCCGAGGCGCGCUGUCGGAUCAACGCCGCCGCCUCGUCUUGGAUCGUUUCUUGA